Priapulus caudatus is the source of this 609-nucleotide messenger RNA. RefSeq names its product ras-related protein Ral-A-like. The coding region runs from base 1 to 324 and encodes 107 amino acids. The record is from RefSeq and is a predicted model, not a curated record. The transcript has 3 exons. Gene Ontology annotation, biological process: Ras protein signal transduction. Lineage: Eukaryota; Metazoa; Priapulida; Priapulimorpha; Priapulimorphida; Priapulidae. Gene Ontology annotation, molecular function: GTPase activity; GDP binding; GTP binding. Gene Ontology annotation, cellular component: plasma membrane.
AUGGGAAGAUGUAACAGGGAUGGGAAAGCUAGGGACAGGGAGCAGAUUCUGCGUGUGAAGAACGACGACAACAUCCCGUUCCUCCUCGUCGGAAACAAAGCCGACCUUGAAGACAAGCGACAGGUGACCGUGGAAGAAGCUCAACAGAGGGCAGCACAGUGGAACGUGCCCUACGUCGAAACGUCGGCGAAGACGCGAGCGAACGUCGACAAGGUGUUUUUCGACCUGAUGUGGGAGAUCCGAUCGCGCAAGAUGGAAGAUGCGAAACAGCAGAACGGCAAGAAGAAGAAGGACAAGCGGAAGAAGAAGUGCGUCAUCCUCUGAUCAUCAUCAUCGUCAUCAUCGUCAUCGUCCGCGCCGCUCGUCGAGUUUUCUUACGACACGAGGACGCGGCGACGGAUGCGCGCGUGUAAUGGUACAAUGUGCCGAAGGUUCUGCUGUAAAUGUAACAGUAGUGUAGUGCGGCGGGCGGGGGGAGAGACACCCUCGCCUGUGACAGCGCAGCAUUGUAUGCAGGGUGGCAGCUACGCCUGUAACUACGGUGUGUGCAGAGUUACAGCUACGCCAUGUAACUACGGUGUGUGCAGAGUUACAGCUACGCAUGUACAC